Molecule: messenger RNA, 3334 nt
Organism: Cinara cedri
Lineage: Eukaryota; Metazoa; Arthropoda; Insecta; Hemiptera; Aphididae
Source: the annotation of a GenBank genome assembly
CGUAGAUUAUGCUGGAAGGCGAUUGCACAAACAUCAUACAUCCACUCUCACUAUCCAGUACCCACUACAAUAACAACGUUUAUUGGUGUUACGCCGUCUCCGAUUUACCCUUUGCUCUUGUCCGAGACAUUCGGCGGUUGUUAUCCGUCUGUUACGGCCAUUGUUUAUCGCCGAGUACAAACGAACGGUGUCCUAUGGCCGUCAGUUAAUUUGACCAUCCGAAGCCUGUGACGACGAUACCGAAAGAGUCAACUAUAAACAAUAGGUACCUAGCUGAAGAACGCUCAACACUGUCUGAAACCGUUCGGUCACGUUCAUAGUUUACUAUGGCCGAAAAGUGAGUAAAACCGCCUCCGUACGUUUUGGUUCUUUGUUGUCGUGCCUUCCUAUCAGUUUAUCAUUUUCUUUGCAGUUUCUUGUCCGAAUCCCUAGUUCUCCUUUCGAUUUUAUUGGGUAUCGGUGAAUGUGCUCAAUUUACUGGGAAGGUCUAAAUAGCUCUAGUACCCGAUCUGGUUAGGAGUACUUAAUUUUAAAUACCCACGUAAACCGCUAAUAAUGGUACAUAUAGAUAUUUGAAAAAAACAUCAAGGAGUUAUAGACAAUCGUGACUGGUAUUUAGGAAAUGUAUUCAUAUGCAAAUUAUGCGAUUUUUUUUAAACAAGUAUCAAUAUUUACAAUGUUUACUUAUUUUUCUUGAUAGGUCUAUUAAUUUACAUUGCAUUUUUAAAUUUAAUACUAUAUAAUAUUAUUAUUACAGUUUAGGCUAAAGAAAAACAUUAUCCUCAAAAGAAAUUCCAUGUUAUUAUAUUCAAUAAUAAAAUAUUUUUUAAUUUUAUACAAAUAUAUUUAUCCUAUUUAAUUUAUUUUAGACAACCCAAUGAUGUUGAAGAUAUCAAUGAAGAAACUAUAGUGAGUCCUGAAAAGGAAAAUGAUGGAGGAGGAUGGUGGGAUUCGUUAUAUUCUGCAGCCAAGUCCAAAGUAUGUUUAAAUAUAUAAUAUUAUUCAAUAGUUGUAUUCUGGAAAAUUCUUAUUUUGUGCUUUAAUAAAUAUAUUAUUAAUUUUAGUCGGCCGAAGUAUUGGAGUCUGUUAAACGUGAUCUCGGUGAAUUGACCACAAUAGUUACCACUGAAACUAACAACAUUGUGUUAAACACCACAAAUGUUGUCAAAGAGACAUUACAAGUAUGUUAAUAUUAUAUAGGUUCAGCAGUAGAAUUGUUGGGAUGCUACAGUGCCCCACGCCCCAAAAAUAUAUUCGAUAUGAAAGUUAUAAUUCUCCGAUAAUAUAAUAAAAGGUGUUAAAUCUAUAAUAAAUAGAUUAUAAAUAAUUUGUUUACAAAAAUUCAGUAUAUCGUUGAUUAUUUUGAUUUAUGUAAUAUGCAUUUUUUAGACAACAGGAUAUUUUUAUCUAUUUGGCAUUUUCGAUAUUUUUUUUCUGUGUGUGAAUGACAAUAAAUUUAGUAAUUUAUUUUUAUUAAUUUAAUAUUUUAUGUUCAACUAUUUGUUAAAACACAAAUAUUUGUAAUUUAUUUUAUGAUUAUAAAAUAAUAUACAUUUUUCAACUUAAAAAAAUGAUUCAUCCAUUGUACAGAAUAUGGUAGCUUUAUUAAAUUUGUUUUGUUAUUAUAAUUUGCCCUACAGUUAUGUAAUAUUCCCAUUUUUAGUAGUCUUUGCUUGUGUAGGUUCCCGUUUCCUAAUUAUGGUAAAUAAUUAAUAUUUACACAUAUUAUAUAUUUUAGUUGGAAAACCCAGAAUCUACCGCAAACACAAUGAAGAAAUCAGUAAGUUCAUUUCUUGACCAAAUGUCAAGUGCUCUGAAUCCUUUGCCCGAUGAUUCAGAUGAAGAAUCCCUAAUGAUUGUGGGUUCAGAUACUGUUACGCUGUCUAGGUUACAAGUAAUAUAUUUAUUUUUAAUUAUACUUCAUGUUUGAUAUUAUUCGAUACUUAAUUCUAGAAUUGAUUUUUUAUAGGCCCAAAUAUAUACUCUGGCUAAUGAUCCAAAUACAUUUAUAUUGGAAAUUGAUGACCUACUUGAGAAAAGAUAUAAAGCUUGGUUAGAUUGGGUAAAAAGUGGUGACAGUAGUUUGUUAUCUAACGAAAAACUCACAAAAAUAUUAAACGAGUGCACUCCAUUGCGUGAAAAUUAUGAAAAACUUGUUCCAAAUUCUGUUUCUCAUGCAGAUUUUUGGUAUCGAUUUUUGUUCCGAAAGGCAUUGUUGGAAGACGAGGAUGCUAAACAACAAAGGCGUUUAGAAAAAGAAAAACAAGAAACUGAGAGAAUAGAUUUCAAUAAAGGUAGGUUGUUGAUAAAAAUUAUAUGAUGAGGAGAUGUCGUUUACAUUGUAGUUAAUUACAAUUUACAGAAUUAAUUCCAUUAUCUGAUAUAGAAUUAUCUGAAAAAGAACAAGAGGAAAUAUUGUCAUCGUAUGAUCAGGAGCGAAGAGUAUCAUCAAAGUCCAACAGUCCUACAGAAGGUAAAAUGUUUUUUUUGUAAUUGUAUCAUUAAUAUCAGUGAAUAUUUUUUGACAAAAUGUAUAGUUACAUUUUAAAAUUUAUUUUCAUAGAUAUGAAAAAGGAUUCAAAAUUAAAACAAGAAGAUAUUCCUUCAACUGCUUCUUCAGUUACCACUUCAAGUUUGGACAAAGGUGAUUGUUUAAACAAAAUGGUUUUUUAAAGGUGGGGAAAUGAUCAAUAAUUGACAUUUUAAGAGUAAAAAUGUAUUUGUAAAAUCAAUUUAUUUUCUAUUUAAGAAAACUAUUGUAUGGAAUGUGUGUAGUAGUAGACUGUUAAUAGGUGUCACUGAGGGAGAAAUGAGGAUUAGACAAUUUUAAACUCCUUGGGACGUUUAGAGAAUUUGUAAUACCAACCUGGUUGCUGUAAGUUUGUCAGCUGUUUUUGUCUUGUAUACACCUUUUAAGUUGGUAAGCCUUAAGGAUAAUCCGACUUAUAUAUUACAUGGUGAAUAGUGAUAUUUUGAACACGUGAAAAUCAAAUGUACUCAUUUUGUCAAGUUAUUGCACCUCAUAAUAUUGUUUUUUGUAUUAAACAAUACCUAUAUUUUUUUUAUGAACAGACGAAUGGGUCAAGGAUUUCGAUAUAGAAGAUAUUGAACCGUCUACCAAGUGAAUUGAAAAUACGCUGAUUAAAAUCCAAUGAUUUUGUUUAGUUUACUGUUGGAAGGCUAUACGAUAUAAUAUUGUAUUUUGAACAUAUUUUUUUUUAUAUAUAUUUAUACAUAUUAAUAUUAUCAUAUUUAUAAGUUAUUUUUAUUGUUGAAUUCACCGUUUGUUUUGCGUCAUAAAUAAAACUAUCACGAUUGACGAUAUUAUACUCUU